This is a messenger RNA of Acyrthosiphon pisum (pea aphid), 913 nucleotides long. RefSeq names its product transcription initiation factor TFIID subunit 9-like. The record is from RefSeq and is a predicted model, not a curated record. Gene Ontology annotation, cellular component: transcription factor TFIID complex; SAGA complex. Bases 216 to 848 code for a protein of 210 amino acids. The transcript has 6 exons. Gene Ontology annotation, biological process: RNA polymerase II preinitiation complex assembly; DNA-templated transcription initiation. Gene Ontology annotation, molecular function: protein heterodimerization activity; RNA polymerase II general transcription initiation factor activity; transcription coactivator activity. NCBI's taxonomy places the organism in Eukaryota, Metazoa, Arthropoda, Insecta, Hemiptera, Aphididae.
GACCCGUCUGUACCUACAUUACAGUCCGUAUGCAAGGGGACCUUUAACUUUUUAACGAAACAUUAUCAUUAUCAUUAUUAUAUUUACAUAAACCCGUGAUAAAGCAUUGGUAAUAAUUUAUUUAUUGAUUUCUUUUGUUUUCUGGCAUUUGUGCUUAUUCACUGUGAGUAGAAUCCGAAGACGAAAGAUAACUAUUCUGGUUUUGACCUUGUAAAAUGUCGUCUUCGCAAGGAAACCGCAUGCCUAAAGAUUCUCAAACCAUAGUGUCGAUGAUGAAUGAUUUAGGAAUACGUGAAUAUGAACAACAAGUUUUAAACCACCUGCUAGAGUUUAAUUACAGAUACACAUCACUCAUUCUGGAAGAAGCUAAGGCUUGCUCAACAUUUGCUAAUAAGGAGAAAAUUGAUGCGGAUGAUGUUAAAAUGGCAAUUCAAAUGGCCCGAGACGGUGUAUUUCUUAAAUCUCCUCCACGUGAUGAACUAAUCAAAGCGAGUAAUGAAUUAAACAAAAAACCUCUGCCUGCAAUAAAGCCUGCUAGUGGGUUGAGAAUUCCUCAAAAUGGUUCAAGUUUCUUACAAGCCAAAUACAGGCUCAAAACUGAUUUGAAUAAAGGAAGAAAUGUAUUGAAGAAAAACACUAAAAUAACAGUAGCUGAGAUGUUGAAUGCGACUAAACAGACCGAAGCUUUCAGUAAACCUACACAAUCUGAUCCGAUGAUGGAUCCGAAGGAUGGUUUAAGUGUUUUGGACAUUGAUAAGAUUAUUGGAGAACAGCAGUACAAUCAAGACAAUUUCAAUGAUUUUAAUUUGGAUUCCUUAUUACAUGAUCCUAAUUCAUUAUCAUUUUGAACAUAUACUAUAGGUAUAGAAAAUUAAGUUUUUUUUUAUUGCGUUUAACUAUAAGUUACUAAUCU